AUGGCCGCAUCAGUCGAUAUCACCGGCGAUCUGCAGACCGCGAUCCAGGCUGCUGUCCAGCCAAAGCUCAUGGAGAACGGCUGGGUUGUCGAGGAGAACGACACGACACUCUCAGAAUAUGUCACCAUGAUGAUCGUCAACGGCAAAGACGUCGCAGGCGUCAAGUCAGAGCUGGGUGGUGAUCUUCUGGGUGUCGGCGAGAACGACCCUGGAGUUGGCCAGUUUGCAGAGUGGCUCUUCAAUACCGUACAGCAGCUGUCAGCACCGCAACAGCAGGAGCAGAUGGCCGAAGCACCACAGCAAGACCAGCAAUUGCAGCAAAUACCUUCAACGCAGGAUGCGCAGAUGGAAGACUCCACAGCAUCUGCAGAUGCACCUCCGACCGGUCCACGAUCAAUGCGCAAUGGCAACGAGAGAGGACGUGGACCCCGCAUGAUGCGCCAGCUGAACAACUCGAUGGGCCGACCUAGCGACCUUCCCGAUAAGCUGUCCAGGAUAAAGGGCGCAGCAGGUGUUGGUGCUGGACGUAUUGAUUCACAUCGGGGUCGAGACAGUGCGCCGCGAGGUCCCAGAAACAACAGUAUUACUCACGGGCUGCAGCGUGUGAUGGGUACUGGACGAGGUGGUCACCAGAAUGGCGCAAACGGCAAUUUCAUGAACGGCGGUCAAAUUCGUGCCGAUCAGCAGAUGCAAUUCAUGCAGAUGAUGGAGGUACAGGCCAGCAUGGUCGCGCAAUUGCUCCAGCAGCAGAAUGGUGGCCUCCCACAGACUGGACGUGGUGGACAUCCACAGCGUGGCGCAGGGAGGGGCAGAGGAAGAGGCGGUGCUCGUGGAGGCGGCAACCAGAACCCAGCACUCCAUGCAGUCGACGGCAAGCUACCGGAUGGCCCUCUACCAAGUGGCCCGAAUGGCUCUGGCAUGGAUAUCGACGGCAACAAUGGUCAUAGCACCGACGCUUUCUCGACAGCGUGCAAGUACAACACUACUUGCAACGUGCCGACCUGCCCCUUCGCACACCAGUCGCCAGCAGUAACAUCAAACAUACAAGUCGACCUGACCGACACCUGCACACACAGAGUCGCCUGCACAAACACGAAAUGUACUGCGCGGCACCCCAGCCCGGCGUUGCGUAAUGGACACCACGCCGGUGGUGGCUUGUCGUCAAUCGACUGCAAGUUCUAUCCCAAUUGCGCCAAUCCAAGAUGUCCUUACCGUCACCCGACGGCGAUGCCUUGCCGCAACGGGCCCGACUGCACAACCCCGGGCUGCACAUUCGCGCAUGCAAAGAUUAUGUGCAGAUACAACCCAUGCACCAACGCACUCUGUGCUUUUAAGCACGCCGAGGGACAGAAGCGCGGAAAGUUCACUGACAAGGUAUGGACUCCCGAAGGAGGCGAGAAGACCGAUCGAUUCGCCGAUCUUUCAAAGCACAAUGAGGGCGACGAAGAGCUCAUCCGUCCCGAUCAACAGACCAACGGCGAGGGCGCUCGGGAGCAGCAGCAGGAGAGCGUGGUGCCAGACUCACAGAUGGCUGAACUCGCGGAGGUAGUAUAG
This is a messenger RNA of Fulvia fulva, 1554 nucleotides long. Its product is annotated as Nuclear polyadenylated RNA-binding protein NAB2. The record is from RefSeq and is a predicted model, not a curated record. The transcript is spliced from 2 exons. Gene Ontology annotation, cellular component: cytoplasm; nucleus. NCBI's taxonomy places the organism in Eukaryota, Fungi, Ascomycota, Dothideomycetes, Mycosphaerellales, Mycosphaerellaceae. Bases 1 to 1554 code for a protein of 517 amino acids. Gene Ontology annotation, molecular function: poly(A) binding. Gene Ontology annotation, biological process: regulation of mRNA stability.